AUGUCCACCGGAGACGACGUCGACCCCCGCACCGGCUACUGCGCCACCACCAGCUCCUUCCGCAGCCUCCGCCCGCCGCCGCCCAUGCUGCCGCCGCCGGACGUCCCGCUCACGUUCCCCGCCUUCGCGCUCUCCCUCCUUCCCUCCCCGCUCCCGGCGCACCCGGCGCUCCUAGACGCCGCCACCGGCGAGGCCGUCUCCUACCCCGCCUUCCUCUCCCAGGCGCGCGCGCUCGUCGGCGCCCUGCGCUCGCGCGAGCUACUACCCCCGCUCGGCCGCGGCGACGUGGCCUUCGUCCUCGCCCCCGCGCGCCUCGACGUGCCCGUCCUCUACUUCGCGCUCCUCGCCGCCGGCGUCGUCGUGGCGCCGGCCAACCCGGCCCACACCGCCGCCGAGGUGGCCCGCCUCGUCGCCCUCUCCGGCGCCUCCGUCGCCUUCGCCGUCUCCGCCACCUCCCACAAGCUCCCCGCCGCCCUCCCCGUCGUCCUCCUCGACUCCCCGCGCUUCCGCUCCCUCCUCGACGACCGAUCAUCGGGGGAGCCGCUCCUCGACGCGGGGCCGGCGGUGCGGCAGUCGGAGACGGCGGCGAUCCAGUUCUCCUCGGGCACGACGGGGCGGGUGAAGGCGGCGGCGCUGCCGCACCGGUGCUUCAUCGCGAUGGUCGCGGGGUACCACGCGCAGCACGUUCAGUCAGGGAAGGCCCGCGAGACGACGCUGAUGGGCGCGCCCAUGUUCCACUCCAUGGGGUUCUGCUUCGCGCUCAAGGGGCUGGCGCUGGGUUUCACCUCGGUGCUGGUGACGGAGGCGGUGGCGCGGGCGGGGCUAAAGGGGAUCCUAGACGCGGCGGAGCGGUGGCGGGUCACGGAGAUGCUGGCGGCGCCGCCCGUGGUGUCGGGGAUGGCGAGGCUCAGCUGCUGCCACCUGGCGAGCCUGGGGCGGGUGAUCUGCGGCGGCGCGCCCCUGCCGGGAUCGGUGGCGGAGCGGUUCCGGCGGCAGCUCCCGCACGUGGACCUGUGCAUGGGUUAUGGCUCAACAGAGGGUGGGGGCAUAUCAAUUAUGGUCCACCGGGACGAAUGCUCCCACGUAGGCUCCGCCGGACGGAUUUCCAGUAACGUGGAGGUGAAGAUCGUCGACAUCGUCACCGGCGAGCCCUUGUCGGUUGGGCAGAAAGGGGAGCUGCGCUUGAGAGGCCCUUCCAUCAUGACAGGUUAUGUCGGCGACGACGAGGCGAACGCGGCCGCCUUCGAUUCGGAUGGCUGGCUGAAGACCGGUGACCUUUGCUACAUAGACCAGGAUGGGUUUGUGUUCGUGGUAGAUAGGCUGAAGGAGCUGAUCAAGUACAAGGCCUAUCAGGUUCCGCCUGCAGAGCUGGAGCUUGUCCUGCAAUCGCUGCCAGAGAUUGUCGAUGCUGCAGUUAUGCCGUAUCCUCACGAAGAGGCGGGGCAGAUACCGAUGGCGCUGGUGGUAAGGCAACCGGGAAGCAAGGUCACGGAGGCACAGGUCAUGGAGCACGUCGCGAAGCAGGUGGCGCCGUACAAGAAGAUCCGCAAGGUGGUCUUCGUCGACUCCAUUCCCAAAUCGCCGGCCGGGAAGAUCUUGAGAAGGCAGCUAACAAGCUAUCUGCAGUCGUGUCCCGCGGCCAGACUGUGA
This is a messenger RNA of Lolium rigidum, 1650 nucleotides long. Its product is annotated as 4-coumarate--CoA ligase-like 7. Lineage: Eukaryota; Viridiplantae; Streptophyta; Magnoliopsida; Poales; Poaceae. The transcript has 5 exons. Gene Ontology annotation, molecular function: CoA-ligase activity. The record is from RefSeq and is a predicted model, not a curated record. Bases 1 to 1650 code for a protein of 549 amino acids.